AUGUCAUGUUCACACCUGUUGUUCAAGGUUCAUUUGCUUUUCAGAAUUCGGACCGAAGGUAGCUCGGGAGUGACCCUUAUUCGUGGGGGAAAGCCGGGAUUCAAGAACUAUGAAUCUGCCUCCCAUGUAAGCUCCUCAGCUUUUAGCAUCCACGACCACUCAAACUAUGAUCGCACAAUUGGCCAGGGAGAAUUUGGCGUUGUCUUGAACGGAGUCCCUUUCCGGACACGUCACAACGACUACAAACUUGUCAUGGCCUCCAGACACUCUAUGGAAUACCACGAUGUUGAAGAUAUACCUUUCCCUGGCGUGCCCCCUGAAGUGAUCAACAAAUCGACGCUUGAGGAGCAAAUUGUGGAGAUGAGGGAGUGGUUUCGAGCUUUCCACAAUCAAGACCGAGGUAUACGAGACUACACUCAAUACUUUAAACCAGUUCUAUGUUACCUAGAAGGGGCUUGGACACUUGAUGAAAGCAUACAAGAGCCGUUUGCCAGUGACAGACACAGCCUGGAUGCCACGUCUUGGAUGGAGCUGCACAAGCGGUAUCGCUUCUUCGCUCUGUCGGGGGCAAAAAGUCGACAAGAGAACAACGCGUUUCUUCCCAGGGAAAUUGUGUCUGUCAACAUCACCACAGGCGAGCUACAGUUCGCUCAGUGGAACUAUCGAAUAUUGUGCAGUCCGGUCGAAUUCGACAUUCCUCUGUCUCAUUUUCAUCAGGAAGACGACCUGACCUUCCGUGUGAGAACUAACCACAGCCUCGCAGGGACGGAGUGGACACGAGCUGCCAGGUUCAAACUCUAUGACACCACCAGAAAAGGCAACGGUCAACUGCUGGACGACAUUUUCUCAUCCAUUCCGGGCAAGAACAACCAUGGAGGGAACCUGAGUCUUACAGUCUUUGGGGAACACAUGUAUGACCCAGCGUACACUGACAGUGAAGUGCUGUUGAACUCCGCUUAUUACCAUCGGUCUUACAAGACAAUCCAGCCUGGAGCUGGAGGCGGUGAGUUUGCAGAAUUAGGUUUCAACGAUGGGAAUUUGUGGACGGCCAUGACAACACAAUCGAGAGUGGCGCCCUUCGAAGCAGAGGAGUGUAACUUUGUGGAGCGAAAGUCGGUCCGUCACUGCCAAGACGGCCAUCUUCGAGUGUCCUACGCCAUUCCCCUGGAGGUCAUCUACCUGUCACCUCUGCUAUCCUGGAACCCUUACAACCUGGUGCUACAUAACGACAAGAGAGAUCCGGCAGACACUGUCAGAGAUGAGAUGCUCGUCCUUGACCCCGAGGGCAAGGUGAGGAGAGUCACUGCUUCUGGGACGAGAAUCUUUCUUCCGGAAAUUCCCGGAGUGGGAAAAAUCAAAAUUAGAAUGAGGUAUCCUAUAGCGCCCGUCUAUGGCGUAGGAAGCUCUGUAUGGAAAGAGUUAAAUGCGCUGAAAGACAAGCUUUUGGGAAGUACUGGCAGCCAGCCUUCCUCUGUUGUUUUCCAGAUGUCCCCAACAAAUGUAGACCCUCCUGACGACCACACUCACAAGUUUACUGUAGCGUACCAGGACUUUAGCCACCUUCUGGCUGGACAGAAGAUCAACGUGACCACAGAGGAAACCCAAGGACACACUCACAACUUGACCAUUGAGUUUGUUCCUCAGAAAAAAAU
Molecule: messenger RNA, 1652 nt
Organism: Candidula unifasciata
Lineage: Eukaryota; Metazoa; Mollusca; Gastropoda; Stylommatophora; Geomitridae
Source: the annotation of a GenBank genome assembly